Messenger RNA from Monascus purpureus, 1371 nucleotides. The record is from the annotation of a GenBank genome assembly. NCBI's taxonomy places the organism in Eukaryota, Fungi, Ascomycota, Eurotiomycetes, Eurotiales, Aspergillaceae.
GCUGCUAGCAUCGCGUCUUUUUUUCGCUGGAAACUGGCUGUGUCUCAUGUCGCUGAAUGGCUGACGACGACAUCCUCCGGCUGCGACGGAGAUUGGCACGAUCAUCAUUUCCUUUUCCUUCGACGAAGAAGAGGCAGGAAGAAUGGAAACGGGCCUCGUUCGCCGUGCGGAGCCAUGCGUCGUGAUCUGCGGCUUUAUGGAAGGUGGAACGUGGCUCUUCGUCCCAGCAGCUGCAUCCUGAUUCCUUCCUCCACAGCCAGGGGGUAUAAAGGCUCGCUUUUCGCCCUGUUUGUUUCAUCACCUUCUCCCCUCACGGAAUCCAUUCUAACCGUCCAUACUAUUCUUUACAGAGUACACUUUACAGAGUACACAUCAGUCCUUAAGCCAUCCUUUUAGCUGCUUCCUCGCGCCACCGACACAACACCAUGAAGAUGCAACUAUCUCUCCUGGCCUCGGCCUUCCUCCUCCUCUCCUCUGCCACCGCGCAGCUGGACUUCAUCAACUCCAUCGUCUCGGACGUCGAAGGCAUCGCUGCCACCGUCGGUUCGGCAGGCGCAAGUGCCGUCUCCGACCUGAGAUCCAAGGCCACUGCUCUUGCCGCCGAAGCGAAGACCGCCGCCCCUAGCGUCGCUGCCUCUCUCUCUUCCGAAGCCGCCGCAUUGGCAACCAGUGCCGAACACUUCGGGUCGUCCGUCGCUGGAGGCGCGGAGACCGCUUAUUCUGACCUGAAAUCCGAGGCCUCGUCUCUCGAGAGCGCUGCCAAGACUGCCGCCUCCGACGUCAAGGCCUCUCUGACCUCUGAAGCCGCCGUCCUGGAGUCUGAGGCUGCAAGUGCCGCCUCCAAUGCCGCUUCUCGUCUGUCCACCAUCACCGGAACUGCUAGCUUCACCACUUCUGCUUCAGCCGGAUCCGCUGCUACAACCGGUAGCUCCGGCUCCGGCUCCAGCGCCGGCGUCGCCUCGAGAUCUUCCAGCGCUUCCGCUGCUGCGCACUCGUCUACAUCUUCCGGUCUGGGUGUUGCUCGUCCCACCGCUGCUCUGGGUGCCGGAUUGGCUGGUUUCCUUGGGGUGGUUGCUAUGCUGUGAAGUGCCGGAGAUGGCCAUCACUGUCCACACCAGAUGGAGGGACAAAAUGCACAUACAAAAACAAUUAACUUUCAACGCAUGAGAACGAAUUUCCUUUCACCGUCCGCUGCAUUUUUAUAUUCUUUCAACAUGUCUUUUUAUUAUUGAUUUUGCAUUCAACGGAAUGGGAACUGGGUAGUUAUGGGCGUGACAUGCUCUGUCUUUUCACUUUCAGGCAUGGGUAUACUUUUAGAAUAGCAUUCUAGUAGGAAUUCAUUUCCCUGGCUACAUUGUCAUUUUUUCUGAA